CAAAAAUAAUGUAAAUCAUCAACCACUUCUAUAACAGUAACCCUUUGUUGCAGGUGGACAAGAUCCUUGACACAGAACAAUCUCUGAUGCCCUGACUCCCGUAGCUAUACAGACAUUUUACUCCCGUUGAUAUUGAUUUAUGUUCUCCUACAUACACUUGCGCACACGCUUCCACAACAGCCGUUUCAAAUGAAGACUUCUUUCAGUUUCUUAUUUAUUAUUUUCUUAUUAUAUCAUAAUGAAGCGCAAAAAGUAACGUACACUUUUCCAGAAUUCCAAUACAAAGAAACGAACAAGAAUGAAAUAAUGUUUAGAGAGGUCGAAGCCGCUUGUCAAAGAGGUUGUUUUGGAAGAAGCGGUGUUUCAAAAAUAUUGUGUAUUCGACAGUGCAUUUCCCCGUCUUGUUACAAGGAGCUGUAUUUGGCAGAUUUGUUGGAGGAAGGGGAAGUAGACGUAAGACUCAAUUCUUUCAAAGGAUGUUUUAUUCAACGAUACAACAGAUCUCGCCCAUAACCUGGCUAAACACCAAUAUAUUAAUAUAACAAACAUCUAGAAAUAUUUGUGUUUUACAAUUUAUAUCAAUUCUCGUAGCUGUUAGUUUUUUUUUAUUACAGUUUUAAAUAAAGAUUGAAUUUUUUGGAUGACUUUUAUUUUUAAGUAAACCUCGAAUUGAAGAAUUUAAAUAGAUAGUGUAUAAUGGAAAAACGUACUUUAUCGUCCAAAAUAUCGAGAGUUUUGAGUUGUGAAAAUAUCAUCUGCUUUUUGAUGAAGAUAUUUUGGACCAUUCGGUACCUAUGUAAAAAUUAGUAAUGGGUCUUUUUUGGACAUUUCCAAUGGACAUGUCAGAAACUGCUGCUUGAUAUCCCCUGGGCAUAAAAGGCCCAUAGUUAAAUGUUUUUCCAUUUUAAAAAAUAUGGUAACACUAGUAGUAAGUCGCAUUUGUAUUUUCGUUUUUUAAACAAAUCAUUAUUUGUAAAAUACUUCUAAACUUUUAAUUUUUUUAACCAUUUUUUCACGUUUCUGUUUUUAUAAGAGAAUACGAAAAUUAAAGAUCUCAAACAUGGAUUCUGUAUCUGAAACACGGAUCAGAAAACCAUUAAAACAUAAUAUGUAGUCAUUUGUUUCUUUUUUUUUUAACUAUAUUUUACCUUUGUAAAAAAUUCAGCCCAAUUAUUUAAUUUCGCGCUUGACACUUUUCCACUUUUGAAAAGUUUGUUUGGAUAUGUCCACUGCAUAUUUCCGAGCGACCCAUCACUAAAAGUCCCUCUUUUGAAUAACAUAAUUUAUCUACAAAAUGGCAACAUUGUUUCAAUUUACAAAAAACAGUUGAGGUAGGUAAAAGAGUAUAUAUUAUACAGGGUGGAAGGGCUUAGAUUUAACAAAUUUUAAUGUGUGAUAGCUGAUAUUAAAUGUAACAAAAAUAUCUUAUACAACAAGAACCUUCGAGAAAAAAUAUGUAUAACAUAUUACCUAUUGGGCUUAAAAAUAUAAACAUUGUAUUUUGUUUCUGCCAAAAUAAAUCGCCAUUGAACUAUCGCUAUUAACGUGUUUAAAAUCCAUGGAGUUUACUACUCGUUUUUUCUCGUAAACUUUUGAAAAUUGGAUAGUCAUCACACUAAAAUUUCAUCAACCCGUACAGCCUGUAUAAAAAUAUAUAAAUACAAUUAAGAUAUAUUUAUUCCAAGGUUUGAUGCCCAACAAACCAGUAGAUAGAUAAAAAGCUCAUAAAAUAACAAAAAUAUAUUAUGUGGGACAUUUAAUUUGACUUAUGUAUUUAUUUAAAAUUACUAGUACUUUCCUUGAUAUUUAAAUUAGUUAGGUAUAAAAAUAAGUUGAUUUUACUAAAUUAAAAAUAUGGCAAUAGGAAAUAAUAUAAACUUUUAAACUAUAGGUAUAAUACAGGGUGGCUCACGCUCAACGGGACGGAACUUUAUGGGAAAACGACCAAAGAUAUAAAAAAUUCGUUUGGGAGGAAUACGUAGGUUACAGACGGCUACAAUUUAAAAUUUGUUAGAUGUAUACAGGA
Psylliodes chrysocephalus is the source of this 2026-nucleotide messenger RNA. Lineage: Eukaryota; Metazoa; Arthropoda; Insecta; Coleoptera; Chrysomelidae. The record is from the annotation of a GenBank genome assembly.